AUGAUAUUUUGUUGUGAACCCUUUGCAACAAAUUGGCUAGAUGUUUUCCCAGAAAGAUUUCUUCCCCCUCCUACAGUGUAUGAAUACACAGCGAAUGGACUUAAAGCUGUUGAGCCAUUGGAAUAUCUCAAGGAUCCAAAAAAAUUCAUUUUUGCUGAUUUAGAGAAACGAUUAAUCAUUAAGAAUCUACCCGCCAAAGCGAAAGAGUUUAAACAAUGUCCACUCGAUCUCUACUGCCCUUCAAUGCAGGAAAAACUUAAGAAGUGCGUUUGCGAAAAAUGUGGUAGCUAUUGGCCCAGCGAAGCUGCGAAAAACCGCCAUAAAAAGAGCCACUCGGUGAAGGAAAGUGCAGCCUGUCAGGCUAAAGAUAGCGAUACACUUGGCCAGGACGACGUGGAAGAAGAUGUUAUGGAGGAAGAAGACAAUGGCAGCGCUUCUCAUGCAAUGGAAAUUUGUAGCGACGUUGAAAGCGAGUCGAACUGCAUCAUGCCAGUAAUUGAAAACCUCGCUGAAUUUCUGAACUCGCCAUUUGUGGAAAAAUGAGCUAUUU
This is a messenger RNA of Paramuricea clavata, 550 nucleotides long. The record is from the annotation of a GenBank genome assembly. Lineage: Eukaryota; Metazoa; Cnidaria; Anthozoa; Malacalcyonacea; Plexauridae.